AAAAAACAAAUGCUAAACAACAGGCCAAACAAUUAGAAAAUACCAAUAAAACAAUACAAUUAUACACAAAUAAAAUAUGAAUUAAACUACAAGAGAAAAUUGCCAGGAGAAGCAAGUCCAAUUUGCAGUGAAACCUAAAAUCCCACAAUGAAAUUAAUUUAAGCUGGAAUAUACGUCACAGUCAGCAUGUCCUGCCUCGCAGAGGGAUGCAUUUGGCUGCAGAUCUAUUUCGACCUCACUCAGACCGUCACCACGGUCUUACCUUGAAUGACGCCAUUCCUCCGCCUAUCCUCGAGACCAAAUAUCAACAAUGUCAGGUGACUGACCUUAGGGGUUGGCUAUAUAACAUCCAGGUGCUUCAAGUCCCUGAGGAUUGCAGUGGUUUUUCUCCUCAUUUAAAUAUUUCGACGUGUCGUCGGAACGCAUGUCGGUGAGUAUUUCUUUAUUUUUCUCUGUUUGUUUUCAGGCAUUUAUUGAUGGUUCUCAGGUCAGCUGUUCGCAGCAGACGAGAGUUUUCUUUUCCAUUUACUGCGUGUGCGCACGUAGAAUGAUGGAUAUAUAAUUUUCUAAGGAGUUCUGUUCGCAGACGUAUUCUGAAUGAUGAGUAUGAAGAGUGAUUCGUCACAAUCUUUAUACUAAAUUGUACCUGGUUAAUUGUGUUUAACUAAUACCAGACAUAUAUUUUUUGUGGAUUAAGGAAGUGUUCAAUUUGAUUAUGAUCUAGUGAUUCGUCACAGUCUAUUUGUUAAUGGCAUUUUUGCUUGUUUUUUUCAAUUAAAUGCUGAGUUAUUUUGGAGUCUCGCAGUUCAGCUUCCAGAAUUAGUUAAAUACUGUGAUUCAUUACAGUUUAUUUCCCUUUUCAUGCACUAUCAUUAUAUGAGUGACCUGACCUCGGACUUGUUGUCAUGAGUCACUCAAGGUGUCGUUUUUGCCAAACUAGCAUACACCCAAGAGAUGGGCAUCGCGAAUGUCCCUCCUGUUUGGGUAUGCAACAUGUACUAGAUGAUAUUGAGGAUCCCUGUGCAGCUGCGUUGGAGCUAUCUUUGCGGGAAAGAGUGCAAAGAGCUAAACUGUUAACUGGUGGUAAUAAAGAAAUUAUUCCCAGUAGUUCCUCUCAUAAACGUAAGAGGCCAGAUGCAGGUCCUGACAUGCCUCCAGAUAAAAUAAAGAAAGCCACAGUAGUCCGAGAUCCCAAGGAUGACACUCAGUUGCAAAUCUUAGCAGCAUUGCGUGACUUAGCUGGUAAGCUUGAAACACGUAAUUCUUCAGUAAACACACAGCCAUCUGCACUCCGGGCUGGGGAUGAGUUGACAUCACGUCAGAAAGAGAGGGAUGAUUAUACGGAUGCCGUCUCACUGCAUGCAAAUAACUCCCUUUAUGGUAGUGAGGAGAAUGCAGAUGAAAACGAGGGAGAGGAAUCCAGGUCUGAGGUUUCAGAAGGAAGCCUGCAUUCUGAUGUUCUUUCGCGCAUUUUAAGUGCAGCAAGGAUCCUGGGCCUUAAUGCACAGGAAGAAGCUACAGCUCCAGCCCCCACACAAGGUGUAUGGGCGAGUAUUUCCCCUGCACAGCCUACUGUGUCAAUCCCUGUAGCUGAGGAUUAUUCCCAGAUGUUGAGGAAAGCCUGGAAUAAUCCAAAAGCGGCACCCCAGUUAAAUGCAGGAUGUAGACGGUUUGUUAAAUUGGAUUAUCCCGCUGAGAGUGGUAUGGGGAACAUGCCAUCAGUGGAGCGAGAGAUCGCAGCCUUAACCGCUUUGGGACCUGAUAAGGUUACUGACAAUCCUCGUUGUCCCGGUAAGGAGUGCCAAAAGACAGACCGGUUAAUGAGCCAGGCAUAUAAUGCAGCUACUCGGGCAGCCCGUUCAGGAAAUGCUCUAGCAAUAGUUUUGGCUGCGUUAAGAAAGGUUGUUAAUAAGGAAGAGCGUGAUGUGAUGAGCUUGAUUGACACAGCACUCAUCACACACUCACAGCUUACCAGGGACAUAGGGGCAUCUAUGUCGUCUGCAAUUUUAGCCAGAAGACAAAUCUGGUUGGCUCAAACAUCUUUACCUGACGCAAUCAGGAAGGAUUUGACUAAUAUGCCAGUGGUUCCAGGACGGAUAUUUCACACUGAUGCACAGGCUUUACUGGAUAAUGCUGAUCAGGCAAGACGCAGAAGGGAGUCAGUUCAGCAAACAUUUGCUGGCCCUACCAAAUGUGGCCAUAGGGCUGCUCAUUCUUUUCAGCCCCCACACUUUCCUCGUUCAGAAACUUGGGGGUAUGACAGAAGACGAUCUAGGGGUUACCAGUCCCAUGAUCGAGGAACCAGACCUUUUUAUCAGGCUCCCCAGACCGACCAGGCCCAUAAUCCAGUCAGGGGAGGACCACUUAAGAGGCGUCCUUCCAGGGGUUUCAAACCCCGGGGAGGCCAGGCAUAGCGGUCUCUGUGUCGUCGGAGAAUGCUCCCAACUGUGCCUGGACAGUUGGGAGAAGGUAACAUCAGAUCCCUGGGUCCUAGAUACCAUCAAGACAGGAUACAGGAUACAGUUCCGACGGCGCCCUCCUACUUUUUCAGGCAGUCCAGGCACAAAUUUUUGGCCAAAGAGAUCACAGUUUUACUUCAGAAAAAGGCGAUUGUACAGAUAGACACCAGCAAACAGCUCACUGGGUUCUAUUCAAAGUAUUUCCUGGUGCCAAAGAGAGACGGGGGACUUCGACCCAUUCUAGACUUACGAAAGUUGAACGAAUUCAUAAAGGUAUUGCCCUUCAAAAUGCUGACUACAGCACAAAUUCUGGAAUCCAUAGAACUGGGAGAAUGGUUCACUUCCAUAGACUUGAAGGGUGCCUAUUUCCACAUACCCAUCUGUCAGGAUCACUGCCCGUUUCUUCGCUUUGCCUUUCAAGAUCGGGUUUAUCAGUUCAGGGUCCUUCCAUUUGGCCUGUCUCUGUCUCCAAGGGUCUUCACCAGGGUGGUGUCAGCAGCCCUUCGUCCCCUUCAGUGUGCAGGUUUGAAGAUUCUGUCAUACCUGGACGACUGGCUAAUUUGUGCUC
This is a messenger RNA of Carassius auratus (goldfish), 3027 nucleotides long. RefSeq lists its product as uncharacterized. The record is from RefSeq and is a predicted model, not a curated record. Lineage: Eukaryota; Metazoa; Chordata; Actinopteri; Cypriniformes; Cyprinidae. The coding region runs from base 906 to 2414 and encodes 502 amino acids. The transcript has 2 exons.